AUGACAUGGCAGCAAGACAGCAUUGAAGACUUCGACCAAGCAUCCAAUGAUGCAAUAUUUCCUGCUAACCUCCCCCCUCAAGCUCAAAUCAUGGAGCUUGUUGAACUGUUCUUUUCGAACUCCUAUGCGUUCCUGCCUUGUGUCCAUAAGUCGGAACUUCUCAAAGACGUCAAGAGCGGUCAACUUCAAAAAGAAACUCCAGCGCUUCUAUAUGCUAUCUCUGCAAUAGCGGCACAGCACCAUCCAGAGCCGGCCAUUCAGGUUUGCCGCGGUGAUUGGUUUGACCAAGCCAAGUUCCUGUUUGAGCUCACGCAACGAGAUAGCCUACCGGCCCUACGAAUUUUGCAAGCUGGCGUUUGUAUCGUACACCAUGCAUGGACCGUAGGCGAUUACUCCACAGCAUGGCACGCCCUUGGGAAAACGUGGAGACAGGCGUGCUCUUAUGGGUUGAAUCAACUCGACGUAGGACCGAUGCAACCACCUGGACUCAGACUCGCCCCAGUUUCGAAGGAUGCCCGGGAGAAAGAUGAAUUUCGCAGAGUCCUUUGGACGUUGCUAUUUUAUGAUAGAGAUCAAUCAUGGGCGACAGGCUGGCCUCAAACGAUCGCUGAUCGACAUUACUUGGUUAAUCUUCCUUCGGAGGAUUCACAUUUCCAAUCCAAAACCAUGUCGGUAAAUGAAUCCACACCAUUCUAUUGGAACUUGAACAAGCUGAUAAAUUCACCAUCCAAUUCGAUCCAGCAUACCAACACCUUCCAUUGCGUAAUUAAAGCGUAUGUCAUUCUUGGACGAGCAACUGAUCAAAUUAAUGCUUUGCAUGACACAGAAGAGUCUGCAGAGUACGAACAAGGGCUUGACAUUCUUGAUUCCCACCUAGUAAGAUUCCGGCUAAGCCUACCACGAUCUGCGACCUCCAUCCACGCAACUUCUCCAGAAGAUCAUGCAAACGUCAUCUGGCUUAUGAGCAUUCUCAGUACCAUCACUAUUUUGCUCCACUAUCGAGCUUCUUCCAAAGAAUCGCCUCUGGACGAAACCCGUUUCCUCCGUUGCGUCUCCGUGGCCCGCAACACGGUACACAUGGUCACCGAUGUGUCCCGAAUAUCUCCAGAACCUCUACUGAAUCCUCACAUACCUGCUAUGCUGUAUCUAGCCGCCGCUGUUCUCCUUGUGCACUGGAGGGAAAGCAAAGUCGAUAAACUCAAAGACGAGAUCGAUAUCCUGAGCCUCGUUUUCGAUCGCUUCCACGACGUUUUUCCAGCCCUUGGAAAGAAGUUCAAACAGGGGAUUGAGUAUGAUCUUAACAUGAAUGAGGAUGGCAUACGAAAAGCGAAACAGGCAGGCGCGAAAGGAUUGCUGGGGGAUUGUGCGAGGUGGCAGAUGCCAACUCGUUAGAUUUUGGCAAGUACGUGUCUCUC
This is a messenger RNA of Mytilinidion resinicola, 1415 nucleotides long. RefSeq lists its product as uncharacterized. Gene Ontology annotation, cellular component: nucleus. The transcript is spliced from 2 exons. The coding region runs from base 1 to 1392 and encodes 463 amino acids. Gene Ontology annotation, biological process: DNA-templated transcription. The record is from RefSeq and is a predicted model, not a curated record. Gene Ontology annotation, molecular function: DNA binding; zinc ion binding. NCBI's taxonomy places the organism in Eukaryota, Fungi, Ascomycota, Dothideomycetes, Mytilinidiales, Mytilinidiaceae.